Aegilops tauschii subsp. strangulata is the source of this 669-nucleotide messenger RNA. RefSeq lists its product as uncharacterized. Lineage: Eukaryota; Viridiplantae; Streptophyta; Magnoliopsida; Poales; Poaceae. The record is from RefSeq and is a predicted model, not a curated record.
AUGACACUGUUCAAAGCCAUGUUCGGCUACGAACCUCGCCACUGGGGAAUCACAGCAGAAGGUACAUGUUCAGUACCAGCACUCCAAUCUUGGCUUGACGAGCGCGCCACUGUCCAAGCAUUACUGCAGCAACACCUCAACCGAGCGCAACAACUGAUGAAGGACCAAGCUGACAAGAAGCGUUCCUUUCGAACAUUCGUGGUGGGUGACACAGUUUACCUCAAGCUGCAGCCAUAUAUACAAUCUUCCGUCGCCUCAAGAGCAAAUCAAAAGCUGGCUUACAAGUUCUACGGGCCUUUCCCCAUCAUCGACAAGAUCAAUGAGGUGGCGUACAAGCUCCAGCUACCCCCACAAGCAACAGUUCACCCUGUGUUCCACGUUUCACUCCCCCGGCAAGCUCUCCUCCCUGGUACGAGCGCUGAAACUCACCUUCCACACUGUUUGGAUGACCUCGCUGUGCCGGAAGCUGUUCUUCAGACCCGCUGGCGCAAGUACAUAGACGGCGUCCGUGAACAAGUGAAGAUACAAUGGUCAGCUUCUUCCAAUCUGGGCAUCACUUGGGAGGAUAAAGCAAGCUUGAUGGCCCGGUUCCCGCAUGUGGAGGCUUGGGGGCAAGCCUCUUCCGAAGGAGGAGGGGAUGUCAGCACCCCCGACAACGGUGACCCAUAA